AUGCAGAUGUUCGACGUCAUCGUCAAAAAUACCGGCACAACUUGGGUUGUAUCUCAGCCAUACGUUGCUGUCACACUCAAGGGCAAUGGCCUCACAACUUACCGACAAGGCAAGAUUACGCGCCUUCGACCCGGCGACUCCACCAUCUUGGAACUCGGCGUGCAGACCGAUAGUGUCCAUGUGAAUCGAACGGUCAAUGCCACCGCUCACUGGGACGAUGGAGGCUCCUGCCAAGACUCGACUACCUUUGGCUUUACGGCUUCAUACGGAAUCCCGAAUUACCAGGCCAACGUCGCCUCUGUGAGCAACCAUGAAGCUCCGAACUGGUAUCGCGAUGCCAAAUUCGGUAUUUUCAUCCACUGGGGUGUAUAUUCAGUACCGGCGUAUGACACUGAGUGGUACUGGCGCAACCAAGAGAAUAAAAACUCUGCUGUCUACAACCACCAUCGGGCGACUUACGGCGAGAAUAUCGUAUACGAUGACUUCAUCGCCAAUUUUACUGCUGCCAACUUCAAGCCCAAAGACUGGAUGGACCUGAUUAGCGACGCUGGAGCGAAGUACUUUGUGCCCACCACAAAACAUCACGACGGAUUCGCCCUAUUCAACAUGUCGUCAAACAUUUCGAACCGAAAUUCAGUCCGGUUAGGUCCGAAAAGGGAUCUUCUUGGCGAGCUUUUUGCUGCCGCGAAGCAAUAUCACCCUGAGAUCCACCGCGGCACCUACUUCAGCAUUCCUGAAUUCUUCACGCCAGCGUCACCCAAAAACAGCGGACUCGAUAGCUCCUUCUACCAGGGUGCCCCGAAAAACGCAUACACAGGCGCAGAGGUCCCAUACACUGGCUUCGUGCAGAAUGACUUCGUCUCCGGCACCCAGCUGCCUCAGAUGAACAUCUUGGCCAACGAUUACGGCUCAGAACUCAUGUGGUGUGACAUCGGCGGUGUGUCGAUGUCAGACCAGUUCGCAGCCAAUUUUUUCAACAAGGCCUUCAGCGAAAACAAACCUGUCGUGAUGAACAACCGCUGCGGCGCCGUGAACGGCCAGAAGAUCCCGGGCGAUUACGACACGCCCGAAAAUACCGUCAACCUCAAUUUCGAUUCUAAACUAUGGGAAGUUUGUCGCACCAUGGAUCCCAAGUCUUGGGGUUACAGAGCGGAUACGCCCGACUCCGCUUACAUGACCUCAACCACCAUCGUGUACACGCUCCUCGAUGCCAUUUCCAAGGGUGGUAACCUGUUAUUGAACAUAGGUCCUAAGCCGGAUGGUACGAUCAAGGAGAUCAUGCAGACUAACCUGCGUGCGGCUGGCACAUGGAUUAAGUCUCACUCUGAAAGCAUUUUCGGCACUAAGUCCUGGCCUCUUGGCAAAGGUGGAUCUGGCAACGUCCGGUAUACCGAGACCGAUCAGGCAUUCUACAUCCACUACCUCACGAAACCGAGUGGAUCCAUCACCAUUACCGACCCGAUCCCUUGGAUGCAGGGCGAUAAAAUAACCGUUGUGGGUGGCUCCAAAAACGGGGCUACUGUCAGCGCUAGAGCAGCUGGCAAUAACAUCGUUCUGGAUGUACCUCAGGAGAUUUCCGAUGCGGACCAGUAUGCUUGGACCUUCAAGAUUACGUACUAA
This is a messenger RNA of Purpureocillium lilacinum, 1620 nucleotides long. The record is from RefSeq and is a predicted model, not a curated record. Lineage: Eukaryota; Fungi; Ascomycota; Sordariomycetes; Hypocreales; Ophiocordycipitaceae.